AUGCGGGAAGAAUCUGGUGGAGGUGCGCGACUUGGAGGCCGGCGGGAGCGCAGAGGCAGAGGAUGUGGGACUGAGAGGCAGCGUAGAGGAGGAGCCGGACGAGGCUCGAUUCCGAUGCAGAGGAGGCACGGGAGUGGCUCGUCUAGUGAGCGACUUGGAGGCCGGAGGAAGCGCAGAGGAUGUGGGACUGAUAGGCGGCGCGGAGGAGGAGCCAGACGAGACUCGAUUACGAUGCAGAGGAGGCACGGGCUGGCUCGCCUAGUGCACGACUUGGAGGCUGGAGGCCGGGAGCACAGAGGAUGUGGGACUAAGAGGCGGCGCGGAGGAGGAGCGACAGGUGGCUUGAAGGAGACGCGGAAGAGAUUGUAG
Arachis ipaensis is the source of this 369-nucleotide messenger RNA. The record is from RefSeq and is a predicted model, not a curated record. Lineage: Eukaryota; Viridiplantae; Streptophyta; Magnoliopsida; Fabales; Fabaceae.